UGAAAGUGCACGGGGACUUUAUCUGUAUGUAUGCAUCUGUGUGUGUGAUUGUGUGUGUGUGUGUGUGUGUUGUUACUCUAAACAGAAAUCCAGCUUCCUCACUUCUCUGUUCUGUCUCCAUGUCAGUUGACUGACCGCGUUUGUUAGCGUUCACUACGACUCUGUCUCUCUCUCUCUCUCUGUCUCCGUGACAACAGGCUGUCACGAAGACGUUGCACCUGAAAGCAGGAAGAAGGAAGUGUAUGGUCCAGCCUACGCCACUCUGCAAGAAGUUCAGACAGGAGGCGCCUUGACAGCGAACGAGAGGCCGGAGAGAACCUGACAGACAGCUCAAAGGAGGAGAGGAAGAGGAAGGGAAAAUGAAAAAGUGACAAGCUGGAUUGUUGGUUUGAACGGUGGCAGACGAACCUACAGCGACACCGUGACCACACGUCCCAUCAUCCUAACAGGCCCCAGAUCUGAUUGGAUGGUUUUGUCAGAAUGACAGCCGAAGAUCCUGCUUCCUCCUCGACCAUGAGCAACAACGCUGCCACAUCCAAACCCCCCAAAGCCUCUGGUGCCUCCCACCACUCUCUCCAUGGACAGAUCUCUGUCCCUGAGGGUGUUGCAGGUGCUCCCAAUGAGGCUGCACUGGUUACUCUGAUGGAGCGCACUGGUUACACGAUGGUCCAGGAAAAUGGACAGCGUAAAUAUGGUCCUCCUCCUGGCUGGAAUGGCCAAUCUCCACCAAGAGGAUGUGAAAUCUUUGUGGGCAAGAUCCCCCGGGACGUUUAUGAGGAUGAGCUUGUCCCAGUUUUUGAGUCUGUUGGUCGCAUCUAUGAGAUGCGCCUGAUGAUGGACUUUGAUGGGAAAAACCGAGGGUACGCAUUUGUGAUGUACACAGAGAAACAUGAAGCCAAACGAGCCGUGCGAGAGCUCAACAACUAUGAGGUGCGGCCUGGACGGCUUCUGGGGGUCUGCUCCUCUGUGGACAACUGCCGUCUUUUCAUUGGGGGCAUCCCUAAGACCAAAAAGCGUGAGGAGAUCCUGGAGGAGGUCUCCAAGGUGACAGAGGGUGUACUAGAUGUUAUUGUUUAUGCCAGCGCUGCAGACAAGAUGAAGAACCGUGGCUUUGCCUUUGUAGAGUAUGAGUCGCACCGUGCAGCCGCAAUGGCCCGCAGGAAGUUGAUGCCUGGACGUAUUCAGCUGUGGGGCCACCAGAUCGCAGUGGACUGGGCUGAGCCAGAGAUCGAUGUGGACGAAGACGUGAUGGAAACAGUGAAGAUUCUUUACGUCAGGAAUCUUAUGAUGGAGACAAGCGAGGAGACGAUUAGACAGGUGUUUAGCCAGUGGAACCCUGGUUGUGUAGAGCGUGUGAAGAAAAUCCGUGACUACGCCUUCGUCCACUUUACCUCCCGGGACGAUGCUGUCCUUGCCAUGGACCACCUCAAUGGCACAGAAGUGGAAGGCUCCUGCAUUGAGGUGACGCUUGCCAAGCCUGUUGAUAAAGAGCAGUACUCACGCCAGAAGGCCUCUAAGGGGGCUUCAGCCACUCCAGAGCCUACUCAGCAGAAUUACGUCUACCAGUGUGAUCCCUACACAUUGGCCUACUACGGUUAUCCCUACAACACCCUCAUUGGACCGAACAGGGACUACUUUGUCAAAGGAUCCCCAAUGAUACAGAACAAUGCAGGUACUGUGCGAGGUCGUGGUCGUGCUGCUGCAGGUAACCGUACCCCUGGACCUCGGGGGUCGUACCUGGGGGGUUACUCUGCUGGUCGUGGCAUCUACAGCCGCUACCAUGAGGGCAAGAGCAAGCAGCCUGAAAAGCCCUAUGAGCUGAUGCCCAGUCUGGAGCUUGCUGCCUCCGUCAACCCAGUUGGCAUCAAACCUGGCACAAUGGCAUUGCAGACUCUGAGUGGGCAGUACCCAGUGUUCAGUGCGGCUCCCACAGCCAAGCUGAUGGAGGAGGGGAAGGUGCACACAGUGGAGCACCUUAUCAAUCCUCUGGCAAUGCAACAUCCUGAACACACCAGCAGUUCUGCUGGUGCUACCGUCCUCCCUGCCGUCUCUACUCCUCCGCCUUUUCAGGGUCGUCCAAUCACUCCUGUCUAUGCCAUGGCCCACAAUGUACAGCGCAUCCCAGCAGCUGGUGGUCUGUAUGGAGCUGGAUAUGUCCCCAUCACAAACUACGCUGCCAACACGGCAGCUCUGGCCGCUCUGCAGAAGAACGCAGCCGUGGCAGCUGCAGCAUAUGGAGGAGCAUACACCGGCUACGCUAUGCCACAGGCCUUCCCUGCAGCGGCCUUCCAGCUGCCUAUCCACGACGUCUACCAGACGUACUGAUUUUGAGAAUCAGACCACAUGAAACAAGAGCAUUAUUCUGCCUGUGACUGAGCAACCACUGCAACAUCUCAACAGCAUGAAAACAUCUCUCAAAAUCGUGAACCUCGCGCUCCAAAGGAAUGUUGUUAGAAACACUCACAGACAGUGAAACGAUGAUGAUCUGACAUCUCGUAUCUAUCCCACCUAUUGGCCUCUGUAUAUCUUGGACCCAACCAUAUGACAGACUUAAUUUUGCUAAAUUAGCACAGACACAGAAGAAAGACCCACUGAGGAAACAUACCUGCAUGUGGUGACAACCUUUUCCCAACAAUGAGCAUAACUCACAAAAACAACACAGUCACAACUCUCGCUAUCUCUGUCUCUGACCCCCGCCACCUUGUUGCUAUGGCAACAAGAACAUUGAAGGUACAUUAAAGUAUUUAUGAAGAGAGGAUGAAUAUUUAAGGUUGUAUACUCUAGGUUUCUCUGUGUAUUUUUAGAUAAAAAUUAGGCAAGACAGUCUGUGUUUAAUAUUUUUUAAAGUGUAAAACAUGGGGGGAAAAAAAGAAAAGUUAAUUGAAAGGAACAGGAACUACUGACAUGAGCUGAAACCACUGAAGCCAACAGUUUUGCAUAUAGCCUACUAAUGUCUUUUAGGUUUUUUUUCUCAUUAUUAUUUAGUGUUUAAGUCAAUUCUACAUGCUGUAGGUGAUGCUGUCCGUCCAUGCUGGUUGAAUGUGUAUGCUUCAAACAUGUCUAUUUGGUACUUUUUUGGUUUAUUUAGUUUUAUUUGUAUUGUCUGUUAAAUGAAGGUUCUGUUGUGUUGUGUUUAUUUGCAUAUAAUUACGUUGCUGGUUCCUAUGUCUCUCCUUUAACCUUUUUUUGUCAUACACAUGUUCUUGGAGAAACGUUCCCAGCUAAAUAAUAUUUUUGUGACAGAUUGCUUGGGGAACGAGUAAUGCGAGAAAGAAAACUGGAAAGCUUUUUUCAAUGAUGUGCGACUUGUUUUUAUCUGCCAGCCUGAUAAAUGGUGACAUCGUGUUCAUGGUGAUGUUUUCCAUCCAGGGGAACUGCGCUGACAGCGGUCUAAGACUGAAUAGAUAUUAGUUGUUGUUUUUUUCUCUCUUUAUGUAUGUCUUAUAUUCCAUUUUGAAUUAUUUGAGUCUUGAAAGGUGAACAAAUAUGGACAGAAAUGAGAGACAUUUUUCUAUAUGGACUGGAGCGCUCCUGCAUUUGCUAAUGCUAACCAAAAACCUAAUGCUACAUACACUCCAGUCUCAUGACAUUAGAAAGAUGCCUCAAUACGGUGCCUUACAUCUGCAUACUGUAAGUGCUACUCUGGGCUUUAUAUCUUUCACUGUGCCUUUCGUAACAAAGCUACGUCCGUGUGGUCAAAGAGGAAAGACGUCCAUCUGUGCGUGGCACUGGAGUCUUAUCCAUUCAUUUUUCCAAUGAACCAGAUUUGUGGUAUUACUGUAUUGUAGUGAGACGAGUAGGUUUCAGUCUCUGCAGUCAGAUGUAACAAGGCUACCUCUCUCCUGUAGUCUCUUCUCUGAAUGUCCUGCAGUAACACUCCAUAUGUCUAUAUCCUCUUUAUUUCUUGUCCUCCAAACUGUGCUUGACCAAGGUGCACUUAAACAUAUUUAUAAAGAGCAAGAGUUUGCCACUUUCGGAUGAAGAUAUAUUAAAUUUUGAGCACAAAGUCAUUUCUGAACUGGGCUACUUGGCAUUUUCUUGUCUGUCUAUGUGUCUGGCAGAGUGUUCCCUCCCUGAUGAAGUAUAAAAUAACACUUAUGAAUGUGUAGUAGGCACUUUUUGAAACUCUGCAGUGUGUCGUAAACAAGUGUAAUAUUGAACUGGGAAUAACUGGAGCAAUACCUCAUGCUGAAAUGUGCAAGAUGCCACGCAAUAUACUACAACUCACAAACUUAACGGAUGCAAGCAGCUGCUGAUCAUGAAGUCAUGCAACAGAACUGACAUCUUGAUGUAUAAACAUGCAAAUCAUUUGUAUGCGGGUUUGCAUUUGUUAACUUCAUUUACAGUUACUUGUUCUAAAUUUUACACUCCAAACAUUUUUGUUCCCUGUGUUUGAGGUUUUUUUUAUCUGCUCAUUUUCUAUUAUCUCAUUAGAUGUUCAAUUACAUUAUACACACCAAACAUAAAAAGGAGUUUGACUCUGAGGAUUGCCUGAGUUUUGACAUGCUGUUAAGCUAAAUGAAGAGACACAACACAACAUGUUUGCCUUAUCUCACCACAUUUUCUUUUUGCUACUUCUUUUUUCUCUUAAACUGGACUUAGAAAACAAACAGGCAACAACUGCUUUUUAUUAUUUUCUUGUAUGAUGACAAUAAGUCAGGAUAUAUUUAAUAUAUGCAUUACCUAUAUUGUGUAUGAAGUGAGAAGAAAAGGUAUAAUAUAUUCUAAAACAUAUUUCUUUUCAUUAUUUACACCUUGUUUAGGGAUAUAAAAAAAAAAGUCAGAGUAACAAAAGUAGAAAAAAAAACAUUUUUUUGCCAAAGUGUCCAAUAGUUUUUAAACAUUCAAGGUUAUUGUGUUUUUGUUAUUUGUAAUGUUAUUUUUUUGUUGCAAUUUUUAACUGGAUUUGGUGUUAUGAGUGGGAGGCAUUCACUUUCUGCUACAUGUUAUCAGUUUCAACAGCCAAAACUGUUCAAACCAUCAGAUCUUUAAGCUGCAACUGCACUUAAACAAAUGGACGCAGUUUGUGAAUUCUGCCUAAACUACUAAAGGUUUAAGCAUCUAACAGCCAUUGAAACAUCUUCAUGUGUUUGACACAUGACCAGCUGUCAUUUUAUGGCUCUGUCUCCCACUCAAAACACUUGCUUUACUUUCUAUUGCCUGCAUUUCACCCACACUACAUGAGCAGGACUACCUCUUCCUGCUCCGUGUUUCAGUGGUGUGUUGAGUGAUGUGCCUAGUUUAAUAUAGGUGUUACCAUUUAAACUCUUCCUAGUGUGUGCCUUAUUGCCAAGAUGUGCCCUGUGCUGUAUAUCUUUGUAGACCUGCGGACUGUUUUCUAUCAGAAGAAAAAAAAAAAAGCAAAAAAAAAAGCUUAUUUGGCAUUGUUAUAUUUAUAGUGAUAAAAUAGAUAAAUAAAGCAUUUUCAAAAGCAUGUGAUGCUGCGUCAUUCUCUUUGUCCUUCUUC
Messenger RNA from Scomber scombrus (Atlantic mackerel), 5467 nucleotides. It is a transcript of the gene rbm47, whose product is annotated as RNA binding motif protein 47. NCBI's taxonomy places the organism in Eukaryota, Metazoa, Chordata, Actinopteri, Scombriformes, Scombridae. Bases 481 to 2325 code for a protein of 614 amino acids. The record is from RefSeq and is a predicted model, not a curated record. Gene Ontology annotation, cellular component: nucleus. The transcript is spliced from 8 exons. Gene Ontology annotation, molecular function: mRNA binding.